Plasmodium gaboni is the source of this 2136-nucleotide messenger RNA. Its product is annotated as putative N-glycosylase/DNA lyase. The transcript has a single exon. Gene Ontology annotation, cellular component: nucleus. Gene Ontology annotation, molecular function: 8-oxo-7,8-dihydroguanine DNA N-glycosylase activity; damaged DNA binding. NCBI's taxonomy places the organism in Eukaryota, Apicomplexa, Aconoidasida, Haemosporida, Plasmodiidae. Bases 1 to 2136 code for a protein of 711 amino acids. The record is from RefSeq and is a predicted model, not a curated record. Gene Ontology annotation, biological process: base-excision repair; nucleotide-excision repair; base-excision repair, AP site formation.
AUGAAUAUAUAUAAUCAUGUUCUCUUAAUCAUUACUCUAAAGAAUAUCUAUACUUGUAAAUAUAUAAAUAAGGCUAUACAAAAUAAUAUAAGUAAAUUCGUUCUUUAUAUAGAUAAUAAAAUUAAUUCACAGUUUCAUCAUAAUAUAAAUAAAAAUUAUAAUUUGAUUGUAAAGAAAAAGAUUUAUAAUAAAAUACAAGAGGGAAGAAAAAAAAAGAAUAUAAUUAAUAGUAGAAAAAGAUAUAUUUACGAUGAGAAAAUAAAAAAUGGAUUUCAGAAUUUUAUAACAUUAAAUUAUUCAUAUAUUAAUAAUUAUAAUAUGAUAAAAAAAAAGAAUAAAGGCUUAUCUGAAUGUUUAUGGAAUAAAAUGACAAAAACAAAAAGAAUAAGAAAUAAAGUAGAAUUAGAUUCAUCAAGUGAAGAAAAUAUAAUAAAAAAUGGAUAUAGUAAUGUUAUAAAUAAUUCUCCUAUUAUUAUAAAAGAUUAUGACAAGAGAUGGAUAAAGCUCGAUGUUUCUACGAAAGAUUUAAAAUUAAGAUACUGUUUAUUAAUUGGUCAAGAAUUUUGUUUUAGUGAAGUGGAAAGGAAUAUGUAUAUUGGUUUAGUAAAUAUAAACAAAAUAUAUUUAUUUAAAGAAACGGAAGAAAAUAUAUUUUAUCAAUGUUUAUAUGAUGAUGACAAUAAUAAUAAUAAUAAUAAUGUGACAUUUUUUCAAUAUAGUAAUAAAGAAGAUAAAAAUAUUGUGAAGAAAAGUAAAAGUGAUAAUCACCACAACGAAGUUUAUAACUUUUUUAAUUUACAUUUCCCUUUAAAUGAAAAUAUCGAAAUAUGGAAAAAAAAAGACAAAAGAAUGAAAGAAAUAACAAAUAAAAUAUCAGGUUUAAGAAUAUUAAAAACAGAUCCUGUGGAAUCUUUUUUUUCAUUCUUAUGUUCAACAAAUAAUAAUAUACCAAGAAUAACAUUAAUGAUAGAUUCUUUAAGAAGACGUUAUGGUAAAUUUAUUGCAACAGUUGUGUUUACAAAUGGUGAUAUUAUAAUUAAGAGGGAAGAUCAAAAUGUAAAUGUCAAUAAUAUAAUCAAGUUAAAAAAUCAACAACAUUCUAAUGAGAUCAACAGGUGUAAUAAUACAUAUAUAAAAGGAGAUAUUCAAAAUGGAGAGUGUAAAAUAAAAGAUGGAGUUAAUGAAAUAAAGAAUACAUGUGUAAGAAUUAAAAAAGAGACAGAUAUAUUAAAUAAUAAAAGUUGUAGAGUGAAGAAAGAAAUGAUGGAUACAUAUAAGGAACACAAUGAUAUAGGAAAAGGAAAUGAUUUUAAUGAUAAUAUAAACAUAUAUAAGGAUAAUUUAUCUGUUACAAAACAAAAUAAAAUGUUCAAUAUUUCAUUCAAAAAUGAAGUUAAUAAUAUAGAAAUGAAAGAUCUUGAAAUGAUAAGCAAAGAUAAUAAAAUAUUUUAUGAAUCCUUAAAAACAACAUUAAAAGAAGAGAGGAAUCAAAAAACAUAUCACUUUUAUGAAUUUCCUAAAAUACAAAUCAUAUCAAAAUUAAAAGUUGAUGAUUUAAGAAGUUUAGGAUUUGGUUAUAGAAGUAAUUAUGUUAUUGAAUGUGCAAAGAUGUUAGUUAAUAUGGGUGAAGAAGAAUGGAUAGAAAAUUUAAAAAAUGAAGAAAAAACUAAAAAUUGUAUAGAUCAAUUAAUAAAAUUUCCAGGUAUAGGUUUAAAAGUAGCUAAUUGUAUUUGUUUGUUUGGUCUAAAUAAAUAUGAUUGUAUUCCUAUAGAUACACAUAUAUAUGAUAUUAUAUAUAAAUAUUAUAACAAUUUUAUUGAGCCCAUAAAUAAAAGUAAUAACAAAAAUAAAACUAAUAAAAAUAAAAAUCAUAAUCAUAAUAAUCAUAAUAAUCAUAUACAUAUAAAGAAUAUACAAAAUAAGGUUCCAACUAAUAAAAGUAAUAUAAUUAUUGAUAAAAAACAUACAAACAAAAAAUUAAUAAGUAUAACAAAUAAAAAAAAAAAAACACUAACAAAUUCAUUAUAUGUAAUUUUAUAUACAAAACUAAGAAACUUAUUUGGUCCCUAUUGUGGAUGGGCACAAACCAUACUAUUCGCUUCAGAGCUCAAAAAAUUUAGUCACUUAUUCGAGUGA